Ochotona curzoniae (black-lipped pika) is the source of this 853-nucleotide messenger RNA. It is a transcript of the gene CCDC70, whose product is annotated as coiled-coil domain containing 70. The record is from RefSeq and is a predicted model, not a curated record. The transcript has a single exon. The coding region runs from base 22 to 735 and encodes 237 amino acids. Lineage: Eukaryota; Metazoa; Chordata; Mammalia; Lagomorpha; Ochotonidae.
UGGCCGACAGCCCUGGCCUCCAUGACAGCUGCCCGCUCCUGGCCCUCCCCAUUCUGGCUCUUCAGGAAGAUGUUUCCCUUCAAGGUGGGCAAGGUGGCCCUUGCUCGCUUCUGCCCACUGGCGGCCUCCUCUGCCAGUGUUCACAGGAAGAAGCUAAUCCGCAAGCUUCAGGAGGAAAAGGCUUUCCUGGCUGAGAUGAAACUGUUCCAUGAGAAAAUUCAAGACUUCAGGGAGCAGAUGUGGAGUUUCCGGGGCAAGAUCCGUGCUUUCCAGGGUCAAAUCUUGGGCUUCUGGGAAGAGGAGAAACCUUUCUGGGAAGAGGAGAAAACCUUCUGGAAAGAAGAGAAAAACUUCUGGGAAGUGGAGAAAUCUUUCCGGGAAGAGGAGAAGACCUUUUGGAGAAAGUAUCACACUUUCUGGAAGGAGGACAAGGUCUUCUGGAAAGAGGACAAUGCCUUGUGGGAAAGAGACCGGAACUUGCUCCAGGAGGAUAAAGCCCUAUGGGAGGAGGAGAAGGCGCUGUGGGUGGAGGAGAGCGAGCUACUGGAGGAGGAGAAAGCCCUCUGGGAAGACAAGAAAUCCCUCUGGGAGGAGGAGAACGCGCUGUGGGAGCAAGAAAGGGCCUUCUGGGUGGAAGGUGGUGGCCAGGGGGCCGGGGCGCAGAUGCUGGGUGAAGAGCUUCCUGACGGCAAUGGUGGGCAACAAUUGCUCAAGGUCUCUAGGGCGAGGGCAUAGCAGGGCCAGAGCCGGAGCACACACACACCCUUCCGGCUAGUCCUAAAGCCCAGGGUGGCCCCAUGCACCGGAGGGGUAGACAGGCGCUGGGCUCCUUGCUUGGAACAAUCUAAUAAAG